Messenger RNA from Pocillopora damicornis (cauliflower coral), 3736 nucleotides. Its product is annotated as protein white-like. Gene Ontology annotation, biological process: transmembrane transport. Gene Ontology annotation, cellular component: plasma membrane. NCBI's taxonomy places the organism in Eukaryota, Metazoa, Cnidaria, Anthozoa, Scleractinia, Pocilloporidae. The record is from RefSeq and is a predicted model, not a curated record. Gene Ontology annotation, molecular function: ABC-type transporter activity; ATP hydrolysis activity; ATP binding.
AGUCACUGACAAUGGAAAACAAAGGAGGCGAAAAAUUGCCUGGAACGCGUGUCGAAUUAUACCUAACUACGCAGUACAAUUUGAAGCUGCGAACCAGUUUACAUAACCAGGUUUUAAGAGGAAAGCUCUCCAAAGCCACAGGUUCUGGAGGACAUCGACUCCAAGUACCCGUUUGCGCAUGCCAUCUAGUUGAACUAAGACUUACAGGUUGCUGAUAGCUGCGUGGUUGUAAGUUAUUCUCUUUCUUACAAAAAGCCAAAUUAUGGCCGAGGAAGCCGCGAACAAUGUGGAAAUGUGGACAAUUUUGGACGUGAAUGCUACUCCUGCAAAAAAUGGAUCAGUGAACCACAUCGACAACGUUGACGCGAAGGACGCCUCGAAGAGAAUGGAAGAAACUGGUAGCCCAACGCUUAUAAAGCAUGAAGAAACCCAAGAAAGCCUCGAUACAAUCUCUGCAAUGCCAGGAUUGUCUACUAGUGGAAAUAGUUUGGUUUUUAACACGAAAUACGAAGGUCCAGGGACAGAUGUGAUCGCAAACGUAACAAGUGUUGGAGACCUCAGAGAAAAGGUCGAACUAUCUUGGAAAAAUAUCAAUGUUUUUGUUCCCCAACCCAGAGCUUCUAUCUGCCGGCGGCUAUGUUGUGGAGAGAAAGAAGAUGAGCCCAGGAUCAAACAGAUCUUAUUUGAAGUAUAUUGAAUGAUAAGACUGUUCACUGAAUACAAACUGUUUUUCCUCCCCCUCUAAAGUGGAGCUGGUAAAUCCACCUUAAUGAAUGUGUUAGCACAUCGCAACAUUGGUCAAGUGCAGGUGAUGGGAACAGUGGAAGUGAAUGGGCACCCUGUUGGUCUCGAAAUUAAUGCCUUGUCAGCGUAUAUCCAACAGGAAGACUUAUUUAUUGGAUCACUGACAGUUAGAGAACAUCUGAUAUUCCAGGCUCUUCUUCGUAUGGAUAAACACACAUCCAAGGCAAAACGAAAGGAGCGUGUAGAGGAAGUCAUGCUUGAGCUUGGUUUGAAAAAGUGUGCAGACACAGUCAUUGGUAUUCCAGGAAGACUGCGCGGAAUUUCUGGUGGAGAGAAGAAACGCUUAGCAUUUGCAUCAGAGGUUUUGACAAACCCUCCACUACUUUUUGCUGACGAACCAACAUCUGGCCUGGAUGCAUUCAUGGCGCAGAGUUUAAUAACAUCACUUCAACGUCUUGCAGCCAGUGGUCGGACUAUCAUGUGCACAAUUCAUCAGCCAUCUUCUGAAGUGUAUGCCAUGUUUGACAGCAUUUUGCUGAUGGCUGAAGGUAGAGUAGCUUACAUGGGUUCCACAGCUGAUGCAAUACCUUACUUCAGUGGCCUUGGGUAUCCCUGUCCCAUGAACUUCAACCCUGCAGAUUACUUUGUCCACACUUUGGCUAUUGUGCCAGGAGAUGAAGAGCACUGUAAGGAAAGAGUUAAGGAAAUCUGUGAUGCAUACAGUGAACGUGCAGCAGAAAUUGCCAAAGAAGAAAGUGGGCUUGACAGACAGGAUUCCUUCAAAGGAGAUGUUCUUUUCAAGAAGCAAUCACCAUACAAAGUUUCCUGGUGUCGACAACUUUGGGCCGUCUUGUGGCGCUCUUGGAUUACCAACAGUAGAGACAUUAUCAUUUUCAGAAUUAGAAUAUUUCAAUCAAUUGUUACUGCGCUGAUCGCUGGAUUAAUCUAUCUUCAAAUACCUUAUGAUCAAGAUGGUAUUCAGAACAUUGCUGGCGUAUAUUUCUUUCUAGUUACAUCUACUUCGUUUUCCAAUCUUCAGGGAGUCCUCUUUGUGUUUCCAGUUGAACUACCUGUUUUUAUACGAGAACACAAAAAUGGAAUGUACAGAACAGACGUCUACUAUCUCGCGAAGACUUUGUCCGAGGUGCCCAUUUUUAUCAUUACUCCUUUGCUUCUGACCGGUAUUUCGUAUUGGAUGAUCGGUUUGAGGGAUAGAUUUUUAAAUUUCGUAAUCUGUUACGCAAUUAUGGUUUUGGUAACAAAUGUGGCGGUCUCCUUUGGGUACAUCAUAUCGACAAUAGCACCAACCAUUACUGCAGCAACAUCUUUGGGUCCUCCACUUAUGUUACCUUUAUUGAUUUUCGGAGGAUUCUUUCUCAAGUCGACAUCGGUGCCGGUUUAUUUUGUGUGGCUGAAGUACAUUUCUUGGUUUAUGUAUGGCUUUGAAGCUCUCAUAAUCAACCAGUGGAAAGACUAUGGUUCUAUCAGUUGUGGUACAAAUGCUACAGCUACACCGCCAGUUGUUAACGGUACCGGUGCAGUUCCGGGAGAAAAAGGGUUUUGUAUAAAGAACGGAAACCAAGCCAUUGACUUCCUGGGCUUUAAAGAGGACAAUUUGCUGUUCGACGUGUACUGUCUCAUAGCUUUAAUGGUUGGCUUCCGUGUACUUUCCUUCUUGUUUUUGCUGAGAAGAUCUUACAAACAACAGUGAUCUCUACUCCUUUCUUUAAAACACUAUAGUAUGCACUCUAUCGUUAUUUUGUUUAUUCUCUGCUCCUUGGUGGCUCUUGUACUUGUACUUAGGCGGGUGUUACGGUGGAAACAUGAGGAAGGCCAAAAUGGAAGGUGCUCAGCGUACGAUUGAAGGAGAGAUGAUUCAUCUUUUCUUUCGAAGCGCACCUUAGACUGGUAUCCUCCUCUUCUUGAAUAAAGAGAGUUUAUUCAUGUAGAAGUUUUAGGUAAAGAAACUAAGCCGUAGUAAAAAUAGGCUGUGGCCGAAAAUUUUUUCAACAUUUUCGCCCAUUACUCGUUUAUUUUUGACUUCUUUGUUUUUUUUUUUCCUGCUUGUUAUCAUUUACCUUCUCAAAAAUUACCAGAUGAAGUUUCUCUAUGACUGUGUGUUGCAGCUUGUUAAUUAUUGAUCAGCAUUCAUUGACUGACAUGUGACUGUACCUGUUACACCUCGUUGUUCAUGACCUGAUGUAUUACAGGAGAGCACAUGCGAAUUAAGUAUAUUCUAUAUUUGUAGUUUAUAACAUUAUAUCAAGUUUACUUUGAUAUACAAUAUAUCUGAUGAAGCAGUACACUGUUUUUUUUCUUUAAUUCAUAAUUUUUAACGAUAAUUCAUGGUAUUAUGUAGAAUGUGGAAAAAAAAAUCCUGCAGUAACUCAAGGUAAAGCUCUCGCUAAGAAAAGCAUCGAUAAAAAUGAAAAAUGUUUCCUACACGAUUUAUUAGCGGUUAUCAGUUUUGCGUUAGCGGAGUUGUAUUGAGUUAAUCAGCUACGUUUUAAAAUUUUCUAACCUGUCGCAAGGACAUUGUUGCGAUUCUAUAUUUGUAGUUGAAAACAUCAAGUUUACUUUGAUAUACAAUGUAACUGAUGAAACAGUACAUUGCGGUUCUUUAUAGUUAACAAUUUUUUAUCGAUAAUUCAUAAUGAUAUGUAGAAUAUAGAAAAAAAAAGCCCUGUAUUUCGUGGUAACUUAAGGUAAAGCUUUUGCUAAGAAAAACCUCGGUAAAAAUGAAAAAUGUUUCCUACACGAUGCAAGUUGUAUGAGACAUCACUAAAUGUUUUGUGUUACGAAAAGUACAUUAGUAGCCUAGUGUAGAUUACAUCGAAAUGAACUUGUCUCUGAAUGGUCGUUUCUUAUUUUGUUCAGAUUACCUUUUUUUUAAUGUUCAUUUUCUUUUGGCGCGAACUUCGUCGAGCCGUGUACCGAGCAUGCGUGUAACAAGGUCUCAUGAGGGGGUAUAAUAAAAAAACUGUUCUUACGA